AUGCCAGUGAGUUAAAAUUGAAAAAGGGACAAAAAUAGCAGAAAAACGGUUUCAGUCGUGGCUGCCACCGUCCCCGCCGAUGUCAGAAAACGAGUUCGACAACUACAUUGACGACACUUUUGACCUGAUCUACGAGCUCGACCCAAUGAAUGAGACCCGGCUGCCCUCGACAGUUCACGAGUUGCACAGACCGCUCGCGAAACGUCAGACGCCGGCCAAGUGUUCAACCACGCGAAAGACGUCGUCGCUCUCCUCGUCGACGAUCCCUCGAGACGUGCAGCGUUGGCUCGCCGAGAGCAAGUCGGAGAGUGAGGCAACGGUAUACGACGUCGUCUCCAAGAGUCUGAUGUCCCCGGCGGUGCCCUCCGUCAAGAUUUCCGGGCUAAGUCCGGCCCGGACUGACGGCUCGUUGAGUGCUGCUGAAGAAGGUCAAGACAUCAAGCAUGGUCAGUUUCCAUGAAUUUCCAUUAACGUUUGAUUUUUUCUUGGAAACCCCAGAGUUUGUCUUAUACAAUUAUUCGAUAUUCGUUCAGUGAUUAAAAAGGAUUCGAAAUAAACUGAACGUGAAUAAUUUCCGAUUUCAACAAAAUUUAGGCGCUGACUCGUUCUGCGCAAUUCGGGUUCAGGCUGAGUUUAUUUUUGCCAUUUUGUCUGAAAUUUUUCUGAAGUUCUUAAAAAUUUGAACUAACUUCCAAUCAAAACGUCUCGGCUUUCUCAUAAGAAGCUGAAGUUUUACUGUUGAAGACUUCACCUUUUUUCCCUGUAUUCAGGUAAGAGCCAACUCUUUUUUUUUAACAAUUUUCUAGAAAAUCAUUUUAUUUUGGAGAUCAUUUAUAUUGAAAGUUGAGAUUGAAUAGAAGUCAUAUUUCAUAAUGAGAAAAUUAGCUUGGAAAAAACGGAGUUAUUAUAUUAUAGAUUUGACGAACGAUGCGACCAAGGUGGUGAGGAAAGAGAAGCGGCGCGAGAACGCGAAGGGAUCGCGCGACAUGAUGAAGCGAGCGACAACGCCUCCGGCGCCUGUUCGCGAGGAACUCGACUACGAAGGACCCAACUGGAGCAUCAUCGAAGAUCAGGCCCUUCUGCUGGUACCUUUUGUCUUGAUUCUCUUUCUAUUUCCGUGUAUCUGUUGGAUAUGGACGAUAAAAGACGGAAAAACUUUUCAAUAAAGUUAUAGUUAUAAAAAGUUAUACAAAUUAAUCUUUUAAAGUUUAAAAAAACUCAAAAAAACUCGAAUAAAAAAACAAAAAAAUGUCCAAACGGACUCGGCUUUUCUCUUGCUUUUUUUUGGAAUGACGUAAAAUUUGAAGAAAAUAUUACACAUAUGAUCAAAGGUUCAACAGUUCUAAAUCUUUAAACUUCUUUUUUUGGGAAUAAGGAUAUGUUUCGUAUUAUGUCAAUGUUCUUCCUUUGACGAGGAAAUUUGAGGCUGUCGAGAAUGCGCAAAGAAUGCAGCAUGAGAUGGAUCGGACCACCUCCACGGGAUCCAUGAUUUUCAACUGGGAGUUGAUCGCCCUGUCUGUCAACCGCGUCACGUCUUUCUAUCGGUAAACGUUCACUGUCCAGGACAAAAAUUAUAAAUGAAGCAAACUUGCGAUGUAUUUCCAAUCUUGUAUAAAAUUUGCAAUCGAUGCUAGCUGGGGGCUCAACGGCUUGGAAGAAGUAAAGCUUGAUUUUGUGUGGAAUUCAAAAAUUUUCUUGAAUGUAAUUAUUGAAUUUAAUUCCCUAAUGAAAGAAUAUCUUCAGGCAGCAACACAUAAUAAGUGAAAUAAAAAAACAAUUCUCAUAUAAUUAUUAUCUUCUAGAAGGGACAUUCAACAAUUCCUCAUUGUCUGAUCAAAAUCCUAUCUUACUAGGAAACUUUUUUUACCCCCGGAUUGAACUUUUUGAUGAAACUUCGCUGAAGUGUACUUUAGAUUCCCCUGAUUUCAGGACAAGAAGAAAAAUUUGGAAAUUUCUCGCAAUAAAUCUCUUUUUUUCGAGGGGGUAUGUUAAACGCUCCCUGGUUAGCUCUGUGUGGAUCAAUUAUGGGAUUUGAACUAGUGCUGAGUACGACGACCAAGAAUCCCAGUCGACUGUUUCUCUUUUAGAUUACAACUGAAUCCUUUUUUCAAGGUCGGCGAGACAGUGCUGCAUACGGUACCAGUCGGCUGUGCGUCCGCGCGAGAUGGGCCAGUUGCUGGCUAACGACCCCGUUUCCAAAAAGCCCUUCAAAAUCGUUCUGUCCUCUCCGGAAAUCGGUCAGUCAGAUCUAAGUAGACAACAAGGUAUACACUUCCCUUUCAGUUCACAUGCGGAAAGGUCGGGCGACGACUCAGCUUCAGUAUCACCACGACUAUCCGUCUAUUUUGGACAAGCGCAAUUACAACCGCAUGAAUCUUAUCAACAGGAUGAGUUCUAGACUCUCCGUCCGUUUCUGGCGCGGCCCACCUGGUUUUUAUAACUCUGAGAACCUAAGAAACCGAUUUAUUGAAGAAGAACGCAAGUUGGACUGUCUUGAAAGUCAGCUCCCAGCCAAGCACGAAUCUCGUCUCAAAGAGUUCGGUAUCGAUAUCUCCAAGCCGGUGGAUUCAGAGAUUAUCACGAAAAAUCACGAAGAGAAAAUGGCUUUACGAGAGCUGCAGAAGCGAACAAAUGAGAAGGCGGAGGAACGCGGGGUAGGUAAAUCGACUAAUGAACAUAUUUGAGUUGAGACUCAGGCCUCCCCACCGCCCCACACAAACGUCGUCAUGGCCCGACAACACGCGGUUUCCGUCUCCAAGACCGGAACGAUGCCUGUCAGAACCACCAUGUACAUCGACGUACCGCCGAGUCAGGUUCGUAAUUUUUUAGCUACUUUUGAGAAUAUUUCGUUGUCUCUGCUAUACAAAUGCGAAGACUACCCAGGGGACUAUAAUUUUUUCUCCUGCUAAACAUUUAGAAAGUCUUUUCAGCCUCUCCAACGUGUCGCGCACCCCAACGUCGGCCAAAUGCCAAUACAGCAACCGACCCUCGCCGUCCACGAACACCCGAUGGUUUGCGAUCCGGUGCUCAAUGGAACAUAAUACUUUUCAGAAUACCUUGGCGGCGCAACAGAACGCUGGCAGAAGAGCGGCUUCUAUUCCCACCAUUGGACAUCAGUCGCAGUAUCCUACACAAGGUCCCUUUUUUCAUUUCCAAUGGUCCCGAAGAUAGCCAUUUAGGCAUCCCAAACGCCAACUUUGUGGUUGUUUCCUCAUCUGCUGGCCAACAAGACCAACAAGUACCACAGCGUCUGCCGGUAUUUUUCUUUGUAUUCGUCGUCUUCAAAAAAUGUUCCAAGGGUCCAUCUAUGAGUUAUUUGGCAUCUUCCACAAUUCAACAGCAGCAGCAGCAGCAGCAGCAACAACAGCAGCAACAGCAGCAGCAGCAGCAGCAGCAGCUACAGAGUCAGCCGCAGACCAAUCCUCAGCAACAAGGCGGCCAGAUUUAUCCCACUCAAUUGGUCGUUUCAGCCCCACGCAAUGGACAGCAAAGAGUCAUGCGGGUUUGCUGGUUCUCACCUUUUGAGGUGUACACGGAGGUGUUUUCAGAGUGUUCCCAACCGCUCAGCCAUGUACGUGUCGCAGCCAGGCGCCCCCACCGGCGAACGAACCUACGUCAUGCAACAGGCGCAACAGCUGCGCGUUCUGCCCUCCAAUCAACGUCUCCAUUCCGCUCUGCCGCAGCAGAAACGUUCUCUCAACUCUCAACCACAGCCUGGAACAGUACCGGUCAUUUCAAUAACCCAUCACUAUUUUCCUUGCUUCAGGUUGCGGCAAUGGUUAUGCCUAAUCGAACAUCCGUCUCUCAAAUUCGCUCUAUUCCGUAUGUUUUUUUCUUCAAAGUUCACGUCUCUUCAAAACGAUUUCGUAACACUUGAUAUUCUGGUAUCUAGAUGAGGAAGCAAAGUUGGGCGAAAUUUCAGUUACCAAAACGAGAUUAGGAUUAUUAUGUAAAAUUGAACAGCUUAUCAAAAAAAAAACCGUAGAAUCAGAGAAAUCAAAAUUUGCGCCGGAGGAUUUUCACUCGAUGCAUUUUUGCCCUUUAAAAGUCGAACUUUUAUCUUUUCCGGAAUGAUUUAUAAAGUAUAGCUCGGCUUCCAGACGCACCUAUUCACAAGGUCAAAGAAUCAACGUCGUGAUGGCCCAGAAUCCGAUUCGACAGACCAACACAGGCUCGCCUGUUGCAUCUUCUCACGUCAUUCCCGGUUUGAGAGAGUUUUUCUCGCAUUUGCAAAGGUGCUUUGAAGGAUCAACGGCGAUGACGAGACAACUGUUAACAACGACGCGCCAGAUGCCCGUUUCUCGCGGUGUGUCUCCGCAAACUGUUGCUCAGGUUUGUGCCCAGAUGUACUUGUGCCAUUCAAAAUUUUUUAUGCACUGCUAACUUUCCUCUUGGCGGUAAGUGAGACUUAUGCCGUGUUCACGGUAAUUUUAGCGGGAUUCAAAAUUUUCUCCGACUCCAAAGUUCAUUAAGCUUUUUCACUCUCUGACGGCUAUUUCGAGCUUCGCAGAAUGACACUGAACACGGCAUUAAUCUGGUUAUUGAAAGACGUUAGGCAAGCUUGAAACAAAAUCUUCUGAUAUCUUACCAAGUAAAGCGAAGAAAGACUUUUCAACGAUCAGAGUUCAGCAAGAAGAAACAAUAAAAGAUGACAAUCAUGGUUCAAAUUUCUUUUUUUUUCUGGUUUAAUUUCAUAAUUUCUUUUUGAAAAAAAAAACCGAAUUUCAUUUAUCAUUAUGAAAAUGAAUUGAGAAACCGUAUUGCAAAAAAAAGGUGGAAAAUGUUGUUUUAUUUCUUUAAAAAAAAAAAAAUGGAGAAAACAGGUCGCGGUUCAGGUAGUUUUGGCGCCUCCGACGUCAAACGCAGUCCCGAUUCCGGUGGCAUCGGCUCAGCCUCCGCCUCUGCUUCACGUGCAGUCUACGCCGACGUCUUCGCACCCUUCGGCUGUACUGUCCACUCAAGCGGCCCUUUCAACAGGUCCUGCGGCACCCUCUCCUCAUGUGACCGCAGGCUCUGUAUCUAGUUCUCAGCCUCAACAGGUACUCCCGCCAACUUCUCAGUCCGGGUCAUCCUAA
This is a messenger RNA of Caenorhabditis auriculariae, 5075 nucleotides long. Lineage: Eukaryota; Metazoa; Nematoda; Chromadorea; Rhabditida; Rhabditidae. The record is from the annotation of a GenBank genome assembly.